AUGAAAGCAGCUGCAAAAGAAGUGUGUGUUUUGCAACAAAAUGAAGAUGUUGAUGGGACAAAUCCUGUAAACUGUGGUAUUUCAUGUGACGGUACCUGGCAACGAAGGGGACAUUCUUCAUCAAACGGGUGUGUUACGGUUGUGUCGAUAGAUACCGGGAAAGUUCAUGAUGUUGAGACACUGACUACAUUUUGCAAAGAGGCAAUCAUUGAACUUUUAAAUCUACUGGAUAUUACUCCUGGCCAGUUUACAGAAGUUGCUUGUCAAUUUGAAGACAAGUUGAGAGUUUUGCAUGCAGAACACAAACCCACGCCCGAAGUUAAAAGGAGGCGUAAAGUGAUGGGAGGACUGAAAAAACAAAA
Messenger RNA from Paramuricea clavata, 362 nucleotides. The record is from the annotation of a GenBank genome assembly. NCBI's taxonomy places the organism in Eukaryota, Metazoa, Cnidaria, Anthozoa, Malacalcyonacea, Plexauridae.